This is a messenger RNA of Syngnathus acus (greater pipefish), 728 nucleotides long. Its product is annotated as unconventional myosin-Vc-like. Bases 9 to 728 code for a protein of 239 amino acids. Gene Ontology annotation, biological process: actin filament organization; vesicle transport along actin filament. The record is from RefSeq and is a predicted model, not a curated record. NCBI's taxonomy places the organism in Eukaryota, Metazoa, Chordata, Actinopteri, Syngnathiformes, Syngnathidae. The transcript is spliced from 8 exons. Gene Ontology annotation, cellular component: actin cytoskeleton; myosin complex; cytoplasm. Gene Ontology annotation, molecular function: microfilament motor activity; ATP binding; actin filament binding.
AAGCCAAAAUGGGAAUGCUUGAUGAAGAAUGCUUGUUUCCUCAAGGCACUGAUCAAAGCUGGCUCCAAAAGCUGUACAACUACCCGGAUGGCAAUCCCUUGUUUGAGAGGCCCAAACUGUCAAAUGAGACCUUUGUCAUCCAACACUUUGCAGACAAGGUAGAGUAUCAAUGCAAAGGUUUUCUUGAGAAGAACCGAGAUACUCUUUAUGAAGAACUGGUUGCGGUUUUGAGAGUCAGCGAGUUCGCCUUUCUGGCCCAAUUUUUCCAAGAGGAGGGGCCGAGUGUUCCAAGCAUAAAAGGUAUCAAGGUGAAGCCGGCCAGGCCUGGUGUGAAAUCUACCAAUAAACAGCUGAGGGCCUCAGUUGGAGCUAAGUUCUGCAGCUCUCUGUCGUUGCUGAUGGAGACACUGAACGCUACCACGCCUCACUGUGUGCGCUGCAUCAAGCCAAACGAUGAAAAGCUGCCAUUUGAAUAUGAUUCCGGAAGGGUGGUGCAGCAGCUGCGGGCCUGUGGAGUGCUUGAAACAAUUCGCAUCAGUGCCCAAAGUUACCCAUCAAGGUGGACCUACUUUGAGUUUUAUAGCCGCUACAGUAUCCUCAUGACCAACGAGGAGGCGGGCAUCAGUGACAAGACACUGGCGUGCAAAGAUGUGCUUCAGAGGUUGAGUCAGGCUGCGCUGAGCACCAUGGACAACUCCGCACAGUGCGCGGAUCAGGACCGCGGAUAG